Molecule: messenger RNA, 2293 nt
Organism: Bactrocera tryoni
Lineage: Eukaryota; Metazoa; Arthropoda; Insecta; Diptera; Tephritidae
Product: probable cytochrome P450 6a13
Exons: 2
Coding region: 499-2034 (511 amino acids)
Molecular function (GO): heme binding; iron ion binding; monooxygenase activity
Source: RefSeq, a predicted model, not a curated record
UUAUGAAGUUUUUAUAUUUCUUGAGAGCUGGAUACUAAGCUUAACAAAUGAAACAGCCAAAUACAAACAGCCGUAAUCAGCACGAAUCGAAUCAAAAAAGCUGUCAAACCGCACGCACUUGACAUUUCAAUAUUCUGGAAAAUAUUAAGAACAUUCUUAUAUCCAAAAGUAUGAAUUCUUGCACAAUAAACUAAAAAUCCGUUUGAUAAGAAAACCGCAAAAAUUUUGCUGCCCAGAAAGCUUGGGUAUUUUCACACUUGCGAUAAGCUUUUGGAUGUAAAGAACGCAACCGCAAAGUGGAAUCAAGAGAAUUUUUAUUACACAAAAAUGCAUUUGCAAAGCCAGUUGCAAGCGGUCUGUCGCUCAGCGCAGUUGAAAGCAGCAAUUUGUCGCGUUAUUGUGGAAAGUCAAACCAAAUAUUUCUGUAAAUGAGAACGAAAUACAAAGAAUAUACAUAAAUAAUAUAAUUUGGAAAGAAAAACAUAAAUAAACAUCAAAAUGGGCAUUGCAGUGCUCUAUGCGCUGGUCGUCGUUUUUGUGGGCGCCAUUUAUUGGAAACUACGUCACCACUACAGCUAUUGGGCGCGCCGCGGCGUACCACAUGAGACACCACAAUACUUCCUCGGCAAUAUGAGUGGCCUCGGCACCAAGUAUCACUGGAAAGACAUCAAUAUACGCUUCUAUAACCGCUUCAGAGGUCAAACGCCCAUAUUCGGCGCCUACACUUUCCUCAAGCGUGUCGCCUACAUCAUAGAUUUCGAUCUUAUCAAGCAAAUUUUAGUGAAGGACUUCAACUAUUUCACCGAUCGUGGACUCUUUCACAAUGUGCGCGAUGAUCCGCUCACCGGCAACUUACUGUUCUUGGACGGCGAGCCGUGGCGUGUGCUGCGCCACAAGUUAUCGCCCGCUUUCACCACCGGCAAGAUACGUUUCAUGUUCCCCACUAUGGUGACCGUGGGUGAGCGCAUUGUUGGCGCAUGCCAGCGCAUUAUGAAUAUAGGCGGCACCGUGGAAAUGAAGGAGCUCUGUGCGCGCUACACCACCGAUGUUAUUGGCGAGGUUGCCUUCGGCAUUGAGUGCAAUAGCUUGAAAGAUCCGCAGGCGAUAUUCCGGCGAAUGGGCAGGAAUAUUGUCGAUAAGCCACGUCACUCGCUACUUGUGCAGGCCUUCAUGUUCACAGAUCCAGAGCGCGCACGACAGUUGCGUUUAAAGAAUUUUACCGAUGACGUCACCGAAUUCUUCAUGGGUGUAGUGCGUGAAACCGUGGCCUACAGGGAAAAGAAUGGCGUGAAACGUAACGAUUUCAUGGAUAUGAUGUUGGAAAUGAAGGCGCAACGCGAUCGCCUCAAAGAAGUUGACAUCGAAGAGAAUGACUUGACGAAUGGUUUGAAUAUCGAGCAGGUGGCAGCGCAAGCGCUGGUCUUCUAUUUGGCUGGCUUUGAAACCUCAUCCACCGUCAUGUCUUUCUGUUUGUAUGAGUUGGCUUUGAAUCCAGAAGUGCAAGAGAAAUUGCGUGAGGAAAUAUUUAGUGUAUUGCAGAAAUCAGAGGAUCAAGUAACAUACGAGUCUAUUAAGGAAAUGACUUAUGUGAAAAAAGUGAUAUCAGAAACACUACGCAAGCACCCCGUCAUACCGCAUCUAACGCGCUUGGCCGUCGCCGAUUACAAAGUACCGAAGACCAACUGGUUGCUGGAGCGUGGCAUGCGCAUCUUCAUACCCGUCGACGCUAUACACCAUGACCCCGAAAUCUAUCCCGAUCCCGACAAAUUCGACCCCGAACGCUUUACACCGGAAGCCAUUGCGCAGCGCCACCCUUUCGCCUACUUGCCUUUCGGCGACGGCCCGCGCAAUUGCAUUGGCAUGCGUUUCGGCGAAUUGCAGACCGCCAUUGGCGUCAUACAACUGCUGCGCCACUUUCGUUUCAAACCUUCAUCGCGCACACUCAAACCGAUGGUUUAUUUGAAAAAGAAUUUCCUCAUCGCCGCUGACGGUGGCAUACAUCUGACCGUGGAGAAUCUGGAGAAAACCAACUAGCAGCGCUGUUGUGUUCGAGAAAGUGCGCAAAAGCAUAAAAUUGCCUUGGAAAAUUAGUCAUGCAAAUAAUGCCUCAAUGUUGCUGUAAUUGCUUAUAUAUGUACAUAUGUUUAUAUGCGCAUGUGCAUAUUUAUUAGCCUUUGUAAUAUCUCCUUAUAUUGAAAUGCAUUUUCAAUCUUUCUCAUAUUCACUUCAUGUAAUUAUCUAUCGUCUAUGCACUCACAAUAAAGCCGCUUUGUAAUAGACUGUUUGGUUUCUA